GCCGCGGUGCAUGCUGGGGGGAAUGGCAGCUUCCGUAUGUCGCUGUAACACACAAACACAGGAAAUGGUGCCUGCCUGAGAUCGGAUUCGGCCAGCCGGGAUCUCGGUGAUCUGUCAAAGGAAGGAAGCGGGUCACAAAGAAAAGGCUUUAUCGGAGGAAGGAAGCCGGAGGCGGGAUGGAAAAGCAGCCGAGCGACGGGGCAGCGACCAGCAACCGAAAGCCGUACCGCCCCGCCGACGCCGCUGCUUCGGGCUCCAGGAGCGGCUCUGCGUCCAAACAGCCCAGCGCUGAGACGCUGGACAGCCCCACCGGCUCCCACGUGGAGUGGUGUAAACAGCUGAUCGCGGCCACCAUCUCCAGCCAGAUCUCCGGAACUGUUCCUCCGGACCCCGUCUCCCGAGAUUACAAGGUUUCCAGGAGGCCAGAUCUCGGGGCGCUGAGGGACAGCGGCAGACAGGACCAGAUGGAGGAGGCCCCACGGGUCCCCGGGGAGACAAUCAAAGCUAUAGCUAAAAAUGUGAUGUACAUCUGUCCCUUCACCGGCGCAGUGAGCGGGACACUCACAGUCACCGACUACAAGCUGUACUUCAAGAGCCUGGAGCGAGAGCCCCCUUUCGUUUUGGACAUCAAUUUAGGAGCCAUCAGCCGCCUGGAUACAAUCGGGAUGCAGAUCGGGGACAAUGACAUGGGGAUGGAGAUCGUCUGCAAGGACAUGAGGAGCCCCCGGUUCGCCUUCAAGAGGGAGGAACACCCCAAGAUGGAGAUCUUCGAGACGCUGACCAAGCACGCCUUCCCGCUCUCCAAUGACCUGCUGCUGUUUGCCUUCCUGUACAAAGAGAAGUUCCCUGUGGACGGCUGGAAGGUGUAUGACCCUGUCGCAGAGUGGCGCCUCCAGGGCCUCCCCAAUGAGAGCUGGACCAUUAGCAGGAUCAACAGCAGCUACGAGGUGUGUGAUACCUACCCCUCGCUGCUGGUGGUGCCCACGAGCAUCAAGGAUGACGAGCUGAAGAGGGUGGCAGCCUUCAGGGCCAAACACCGCAUUCCGGUCCUCUCUUGGAUCCACCCCGAGAGCCAGGCUACCAUCGUGCGCUGCGGCCAGCCGCUGGUGGGGCCUUCGGACCGGCGCUGCAAGGAGGACGAGCGCUUCCUGCAGACCAUCCUGGAUGCCAACGCCCAGUCCCACAAGCUCAGCAUUUUUGACGCACGGCAGGGCAGCGUGGCCGACACCAAUAAGGCCAAGGAUGGGGGCUACGAAAGCGAGAGCUUCUACCCCAACGUGGAACUGAACUUUCUGGAAAUCCCGAACAUCCACGUGAUGCGCGAGUCUCUGCGUAAGGUGAAGGAGGCGGUGUACCCCUCCAUCGACGAGGCGCACUGGCUCUCUGCCAUAGACUCCACUCACUGGCUGGAGUACAUUCGGCUGCUCCUGGCCGGCGCCGUGCGCAUCGCAGACAAGCUGGAAUCAGGCAAGACAUCAGUGGUGGUGCACUGCAGUGACGGCUGGGACCGCACUGCGCAGCUGAGCUCGCUGGCCAUGCUCAUGCUGGACGGCUACUACCGCACGCUGAGGGGCUUCCAGGUGCUGCUGGAGAAGGAGUGGCUCAGCUUCGGCCAUCGUUUCGCCGCGCGCGUGGGACACGGGGACGAGAACCACGCCAACUCGGAGCGCUCUCCUCUCUUCGUGCAGUUUGUGGACUGCGUGUGGCAAAUGCUGAGGCAGUUUCCCUCAGCUUUCGAGUUCAAUGAGCUGUUCCUUAUCACCAUCCUGGACCAUCUCUACAGCUGCCUCUUCGGUACCUUCCUCUACAACAGUGAGCAGGAGAGAGUCAGCAAGGCAGUGCCCAGUAAGACGGUGUCCCUCUGGUCAUACAUCAACAGCCAGGCGGAGGACUUCACCAACCCCUUCUACGUCAACUACGAGAACCACGUGCUGUAUCCGGUGGCCAGUCUGCGCCACCUGGAGUUCUGGGUCAGCUAUUAUGUGCGGUGGAACCCUCGCAUGAGGCCCCAGAUGCCAGUGCACCAGAACCUGAAGGAGCUUCUGAUCCUAAGGACAGAGCUGCAGAGGAAGGUGGAGGAGCUUCAGCGGGACGUCUCUUCAUUGCGCUCCAUCACCUCAACCCCUGACCACGGCCCCUCGCCGUCCCAUACCAGCACGCCUUUGUACACCACUGUAUGAUCAUCCCUCUAUGUCUGUUAGCCGUGUUUAAUAAUUCGCAGAGAAAUCCACUAUAAUAUACUCGACUCCUUCUUGUAAAUAUCAACAAACUAAUUCUGCGUUGGUAUAUAUUUUGUUCUAAUCAUGUGUACUAUAGAAUUUACAAGGCAUGAUUUUGCAGAAGUCAGUUGUACCAGACUAAAAGUAUUAACUGCUCAUUCCGUGAUGGAAUGAUAGCUGAUGUUUAUUUCCUGAGUACUGCAGGUGUCUGUCUGCCUAACCCAGUGGCCCAUUUUCCUUGGGUAACACAAAUCAGGCACUUGUUCUCCUUUCUGGGAUCCUUUGUCUUAACUGUGGUACUUCAGAAAGAAACCAGCUUUUAAUCUGGAUAACCUUUUAAAAUACAUUAAAAUCCCUACAGCUGAUGUAUAUUUUAAA
This is a messenger RNA of Paramormyrops kingsleyae, 2597 nucleotides long. Lineage: Eukaryota; Metazoa; Chordata; Actinopteri; Osteoglossiformes; Mormyridae. The record is from RefSeq and is a predicted model, not a curated record.